Messenger RNA from Miniopterus natalensis, 3069 nucleotides. RefSeq names its product SRP receptor subunit alpha (gene SRPRA). Gene Ontology annotation, biological process: SRP-dependent cotranslational protein targeting to membrane; intracellular protein transport. Gene Ontology annotation, cellular component: endoplasmic reticulum membrane; signal recognition particle receptor complex. The record is from RefSeq and is a predicted model, not a curated record. NCBI's taxonomy places the organism in Eukaryota, Metazoa, Chordata, Mammalia, Chiroptera, Miniopteridae. Gene Ontology annotation, molecular function: signal recognition particle binding; GTPase activity; GTP binding.
AGUGCCGCGCGCCCUCAAGCGGAGGCCGGUAGGGAACCCUAGGCUCUGAGCGGAAGUGCGGCUGAGCCGGUUUCCGGGGCCGCUGGUGUGACGUGUCCCGCGCUUGGCGCAGCAGGAAGUCGGGGCGAUCGCGGCCUCAGUUCCCGGCGCCGGCCGGGCUCCUUUCCCGCUGCCGCCAUGCUCGACUUCUUCACCAUUUUCUCGAAGGGCGGGCUCGUGCUCUGGUGCUUCCAGGGCGUGAGCGACUCCUGCACCGGACCCGUUAACGCGUUGAUUCGUUCCGUGCUGCUGCAGGAAAGGGGAGGCAACAACUCCUUCACCCAUGAAGCACUCACACUCAAGUAUAAGUUGGACAACCAGUUUGAGCUGGUGUUUGUGGUUGGUUUUCAGAAGAUCCUAACACUGACAUAUGUAGACAAGUUGAUAGAUGACGUGCACCGGCUCUUUCGGGACAAGUACCGCACAGAGAUCCAACAGCAAAGUGCUUUAAGUCUACUGAAUGGCACUUUUGAUUUCCAAAAUGACUUUCUGCGGCUCCUUCGUGAAGCAGAGGAGAGCAGUAAGGUCCGGGCUCCAACCACCAUGAAAAAAUUUGAAGAUUCUGAAAAGGCCAAGAAACCUGUGAGAUCCAUGAUUGAGACACGGGGUGAAAAGCCCAAGGAAAAAGCAAAGAACAAAAAAAACAAGGGAAACAAGAAAGAAGGUUUUGACGUCCCUUUGGCUGCCAGCAAAACAGUUCCUGCAGAAAAGUCAAUGGGGGCUGAUAACGGGGUAGAACUUUCCAAAGAGGAGCUGAUACGGAGGAAGCGAGAGGAGUUCAUUCAGAAACAUGGGAAGGCUGUAGACAAGUCCAGCAAGUCCACGAAGUCAGAUGCCCCGAAGGAGAAGGGCAAAAAGGCGCCUCGGGUGUGGGCACUGGGUGGCUGUGUUAACAAGGAAGACCUGGAUUAUAGUGCUCCUACCACCAACGGGGCCCCCGAGGUUGCCCCACCUGAGGACAUCAACUUGAUUCGAGGGACUGGGCCUGGGGGGCAACUUCAGGAUCUGGACUGCAGCAGCUCAGAUGAUGAAGGAGCCGCUCAGAACCCUACCAAACCUAGUGCUGCCAAGGGGACUCUGGGUGGCAUGUUUGGGAUGCUGAAGGGCCUUGUGGGUUCCAAGAGCUUGAGUCGGGAAGACAUGGAAUCUGUGCUGGACAAGAUGCGUGAUCAUCUCAUUGCUAAGAAUGUGGCAGCAGACAUUGCAGUUCAGCUCUGUGAAUCCGUGGCCAACAAGUUGGAAGGGAAGGUGAUGGGGACCUUCAGCACCGUGACUUCCACAGUAAAGCAAGCUCUGCAAGAGUCCCUGGUACAGAUUCUGCAGCCGCAGCGUCGUGUAGACAUGCUUCGGGAUAUCAUGGAUGCCCAGCGUCAUCAGCGCCCUUAUGUUGUCACUUUCUGUGGGGUUAAUGGAGUGGGGAAGUCUACUAAUCUUGCCAAGAUUUCCUUUUGGCUGUUAGAGAAUGGCUUCAGUGUCCUCAUUGCCGCCUGUGACACAUUUCGUGCCGGGGCUGUGGAGCAGCUGCGCACACACACACGACGUUUGAGCGCCCUACACCCCCCUGAGAGUCACGGUGGCCGCACCAUGGUGCAGUUGUUUGAAAAGGGCUAUGGCAAAGAUGCAGCUGGCAUCGCCAUGGAAGCCAUUGCCUUUGCACGUAAUCAAGGCUUUGAUGUGGUGCUGGUGGACACAGCUGGUCGCAUGCAAGACAAUGCCCCUCUGAUGACUGCCCUGGCCAAGCUCAUUACUGUCAACACACCCGACUUGGUGCUGUUUGUGGGGGAGGCCUUAGUAGGCAACGAGGCCGUGGAUCAGCUGGUCAAGUUCAACAGAGCCUUGGCUGACCAUUCUAUGGCUCAAACACCUCGGCUCAUUGAUGGCAUUGUCCUUACCAAAUUUGAUACCAUUGAUGACAAGGUGGGAGCUGCUAUUUCGAUGACCUACAUCACAAGCAAACCCAUCGUGUUUGUGGGCACUGGCCAGACCUACUGUGACCUACGCAGUCUCAAUGCUAAGGCUGUGGUGGCUGCCCUCAUGAAGGCUUAACAUGCUCUUGCCCAAAACCAAAUCACCGCUUCCCCCCCAGUCCCUGUUCCUGUAUCAAGAAUGUGCUUUAGAGUGUGAGCAACUUGUCUUCAGUGUAGGAAAGGCAGAGUGAGGGCAGCUCCUGGGCGUGCAGCUCCUCCUAGCCCCGCUCUGUUCAGUCCACCUCCAUCUGCAAGGAGGGCCUAAUCAUGUUACAGUCACUGCCCAUUGCCUAUACCCACCCACCCCCCACCACUGAGGUCCUGCCCUUCCUACUCAGGCUCCCGGUCACUCUGCCUAUAGACUCGGUCUCAUUACAGCUUUGACUAAUGGUCGGAAGAUCCAACACUAGAACUUUGCUAAUUAGUGUGGUCAUUGGGACAUCUGAGCAUCAUAAGCAGUUUGAAGCCCCAGCUCCAUUAGAUUAAGAAACUUCCAGAGCACCUCUGGGUCUUGAGUGGCACCUUUCCCCAGGCUACAUAGCUUUCAGGUCCCUGGGCCUGGGUGACACCCACCAACCACACUGUGGCAAUGUAUGGCCCGUUCUUAAUUGCUGCUAAUUCUGAUGAUGACCCCAUCCCCAUUGUUUCCCUAAAGCAUCAGCUAGGCCAGAGGGAUUUGUUACAAAUGAGCGAAAGGAGAGUCCCCUCUUCUCUCAGAAAGAAGGGCAGCGAGCUACAGUGUUGCAUUGGGCUUCUUGGCCUCCGAGCUCUUGCCCACGCCCGGAAUCCAGGUGUAAGCUUUGCAUGUCCCCUUUCUGGGAGAAAACCAUCUGUCAGAAGGUAUCACGUUGCCCCUCCCUGUUAUUCACCCCGAGGGACCCUGGCUUCUCCGCCUCCUCUCUACAGUGCCUGGUAGACAAGUGCUACAUUGAAUACAAACCUUGUUGAGACUUGUCCUGUAGCUUGGUAUUAAGGAUGUGCUUAGUGCAAUAAGGUGAAGGCUGUCUGCCCAGAGAAAUGCAUAAUUUAUAUAUGAGAAAAUAAAUUUCAUAAGUAAAUGGCC